Molecule: messenger RNA, 1434 nt
Organism: Tetrapisispora phaffii CBS 4417
Lineage: Eukaryota; Fungi; Ascomycota; Saccharomycetes; Saccharomycetales; Saccharomycetaceae
Exons: 1
Coding region: 1-1434 (477 amino acids)
Biological process (GO): protein N-linked glycosylation
Cellular component (GO): mannan polymerase complex
Molecular function (GO): alpha-1,6-mannosyltransferase activity
Source: RefSeq, a predicted model, not a curated record
AUGACAAUCAACAGGCAGAUUUUCAACGUUUUUCUAUGUGUUUUGUUACUGCACAUAUGCUUGGAUUUUGGAGAGCAUUUUAUAUUCUCUCUAGCGGAUAUUGAACAGGUAAACAGUGCUUCUCAGAGUGCAAGUGCAGCCGAAACAUUGGAAGUAAAUCACUUGACUAGUGACACGAUCUAUGAUGAGGAACUGUAUGUAAAAUUACCAUCCACGUUCAGAUCGAAAACUGUCAAUAUGCGAGAUUUUAAAAUGGAAAAUAGCACAAGUAUAGAGGAUCUAAGAGAUCAACUUGCAUAUGAAUUUCCUUAUAAUGCAGAUAUAUCAAUACCUCGCUCAGUAUGGCAAACUUGGAAACAUUCUGAACACCAUGAACUAUUUCCAGAGUAUUACAAAUUAUUAGUCGAAUACUGGAAAAAUAAGACCGACCAUUACUCUCUAAUAACAGACCAGCAGCUUAUCCCCUUAUUAGAGGAUAUAUACAGCAAUGUGCCUCUAGUCUUAGAGGCCAUCAGAGCUAUGCCAGUGACAAUUCUCAAGAUUGAUUUCUUCAGGUAUCUUAUUCUGUAUGCGAAAGGUGGAAUCUACUCUGAUUUAGAUACAUUGCCGUUGAAACCAUUAGAACACUGGGUUUCAGUUAAUCAAACUAAGUUGAAUAAUUUAUACCAAGUGUCAAAUAGGACCAAUGAACCAUUAACUUAUCAAAAACUAAAGAAUUCUAAUCUUCCUAAAAUGAGAAAACAAGGACCAGGUAUAGUGAUUGGUAUUGAAGCAGACCCCGAUAGAGUAGAUUGGCAAGAUUGGUAUGCCAGACGAGUACAGUUUUGUCAGUGGACGAUUCAAGCGAAGCCUGGGCACCCCAUGUUAAGAGAAUUGAUCUUGAACAUAACUGCUACAACUCUAAAUAGUGUGUAUGAAACUAAUGGAAAGUUUUCAAGUUUUUUAGUUGGUCCAACUAUUGAUUAUGAUAUUGUUGGGAGAUCAAGCCACCCUAUUUUAAUAAAUGAUUCAAUUUCUCAUUUGAAAACCCGUUCAAAUGUAGACGGUACUGAUAUAAUGAACUGGACUGGCCCUGGCAUUUUCACAGACCUAGUUUUCGAAUAUUUUAAUAAUUUACUGAGUAAAAAUGAUGAUGUACUGUUGUUGAAUAGAAAUAUCGAGCCAAGUAACACUACACAACCGAACUAUAAAUUUUAUGACCAUAUAUAUCGUAAUCUGAAUUAUAGAAAUAUUAUCCCAUGGGAGUUUUUUUCACUGAUAACAAAACCUGUGAUAAUAGACGAUGUCAUGGUGCUACCUAUUACCAGUUUCUCGCCAGAAGUAAAUCAGAUGGGCUCAAAGUCUAGAGAAGAUCCAAUGGCAUACGUUUUGCAUUUGUUUAGAGGAACAUGGAAACAAAAAGCUGAUGAGAAUAAAUUGAAUAAGACCAGUUAA